This is a messenger RNA of Lachnellula hyalina, 804 nucleotides long. RefSeq lists its product as uncharacterized. The transcript is spliced from 3 exons. Lineage: Eukaryota; Fungi; Ascomycota; Leotiomycetes; Helotiales; Lachnaceae. The annotation marks the transcript as partial. The record is from RefSeq and is a predicted model, not a curated record.
ACUUCUUCGUUCUCGAUACCCCGCAUCAAAGUAUAUCAGAGUACCCAACUGACUCAAUAUACCAUCAGUCUUCUAGAAUUAGGAGAGAAACUCACCACCAAAGGUCCCCACAAGAUCGAAGCCACACCCCGCAGAGUACGCGGUUUGUUGGGCGGGCAAUACGUCUUCGAUACGCUUGAAGCCAAAUAUGUCUGGGAGCAUCCAUACUAUCCUUACUUCUACAUUCCCCUCUCCGCCUUCCCGCCCGGCGUCCUCACCAAAACCGCGCCCGAGACCAAAAAAUGCUACUGGUUAGGCACCCUCACCUCAAGCACCUCGUCUACCUCCCGCGUCCUGGCAUUCGAUCCAUCCGGCCCGCUGGAAAACCUCGUGCGUAUCGAAGUCUCGGCUCUCGAUGCAUGGUUCGUGGAGGAUGAGAAGCAGCUGGGACCCCACCCAAAGGACCCCUAUAAAAGGGUGGAGUGUAUCCCUUCUUCCCGAGAAGUGAGGAUCGAGGUUGCCGGAACGGUUGUGGCGCGGAGUAGCCAGAAUGUGUUUUUGUACGAGACGAUGUUGAGGACGAGGUAUUAUGUUAGUGCGGUGGGGGUGGAGUAUGGGUAUUUGAGACCUAGUGAGAUGGAGAGCUUUUGUCCGUAUAAAGGAAUGGCGAAUUAUUACCAUCUUGUUGUUGAUGGGAAGGAGAUCAAAGAUGCGAUUUGGUAUUAUAAAUAUCCGACUGCGGAAAGCGCCUUAGUAGCUAAACGUUUGUGCUUUUAUAAUGAGAAGGUCGAUGUGUUUAUUGAUGGUGUGAAGGAAGAAAAGUAG